Messenger RNA from Bacillus rossius redtenbacheri, 4753 nucleotides. RefSeq names its product cystathionine beta-synthase. The coding region runs from base 395 to 1960 and encodes 521 amino acids. Gene Ontology annotation, molecular function: cystathionine beta-synthase activity. Lineage: Eukaryota; Metazoa; Arthropoda; Insecta; Phasmatodea; Bacillidae. The transcript has 11 exons. The record is from RefSeq and is a predicted model, not a curated record. Gene Ontology annotation, cellular component: cytoplasm.
CCUCAUAGAGUAAAUAAAGCGUCGCCGACCUUGUGUGCAUCUUGUGAUGGUUGUGGGCCACUUGGGCCACUCCACCAAUAUAUAUGUAUACAUGACUGUGGACCAGCUGUAUCAAGCGCAUGCGUAGAUGGCGGUAUUUGUUAUUUUUUGGUCUUUGUUUGCGAUUCCGAAGAAUGGGAUGUGAAAAGUUCUGAGCUUUGGCGGAUCAAAGGUCAAAGUCUGUCCGCUAUAAAUUAGAAUCUUGAUGCAGUAUAAGCCAUUUGUCUGCAGUUAUUUUUAAGUUAAAUAAAGAAGGCUUUACUGUUUUACGUACCUACUGCUUUCUGCGAGAGGUCAAUAAAUACGAAGUCGGAGCGGUGUAUGUAUACAUUGACCAGUUAGGCCGAUAUCCGAAAUGGAUUUCGUUCGUCCAGAUCUUCCGAGCAAAUGUACGUGGCGACCGGGAAUGAGCCCCAGCGACUCGCCGCACACUAAACAUAAACUGGAACCACGGAAGAACAUUUUACCGAACAUACUCCAUGCCAUUGGCCAUACGCCAUUGGUUCGUUUGAACAACAUUCCGAAGUCUUUUGGAAUCAAGUGUGAAAUGUUGGCAAAGUGUGAAUACUUGAACCCUGGCGGCAGCGUUAAGGACCGUAUUGGUUUCCGCAUGAUUGAGGACGCGGAGGAGAAAGGUCUUCUGAAACCAGGAUCUGUCAUCAUCGAGCCAACGUCGGGGAAUACAGGUAUCGGCCUGGCGAUGGCGUCUGCCGUGAAAGGGUAUCGCUGCGUCAUAGUCAUGCCGGAGAAGAUGUCGAACGAGAAAGUGGACGUGCUUCGAGCUCUUGGGGCAGAGAUAGUGCGGACCCCCACGUCCGCUUCAUUUGACUCCCCGGAGGGGCUCAUAGCUGUCUCCCAGAGACUUAACAAGGAAAUUCCCAAUUCGAUUAUUCUGGACCAGUACCGCAACGCGGGCAACCCCCUGGCGCACUACGACCGGACGGGGGAGGAGAUCUGGCAGCAGUGCGGGGGCCGGGUGGACAUGGUGGUGAUGGGCGCCGGCACCGGCGGGACCAUCACGGGCGUCGCCCGCAAGCUGAAGGAGGUCUGCCCCUCGUGCAUCGUCGUGGGGGCGGACCCCGAGGGCUCUGUCCUGUCGGAGCCGGCCGAGCUCAACGACACGGACGUCACGUUCUACGAGGUGGAGGGGAUCGGCUACGACUUCAUACCGACUGUUCUGGAUCGUUCUGUGGUCGACAAAUGGUACAAGUCUAACGACAAGGAAUCUUUGCCUUUGGCAAGGAGGUUAAUUCGAGAAGAAGGACUUCUUUGUGGUGGCAGCAGUGGGUCCGCCCUGUCCGUGGCGUUGCGAGCCGCGGCGGACCUGAAGGAAGGCCAGCGAUGCGUGGUGGUCCUGCCGGACUCGAUCCGCAACUACAUGAGCAAGCUCGUGAGCGACCAGUGGAUGCACGCUCGGUGCUUGCUUCCAGACGACCCGUGCCAGCGCAACUGGUGGCGGGACCUGAAAGUUUCCCGCCUGGGGCUCAAGGCACCGCGGAGCCUGCUGCCCGGCAUCGCGUGCCAAGAGGCCGUCCGGGUCAUGAAGAAGGAAGGGUGCGCCCAGCUUCCGGCCGUCAGCGAGACAGGGCACUUCAAAGGCAUGGUCAUGCUGAAGUACCUGUUGUCUCAGCUGGUUGGAGACAGAGUGAAGCCCUCCGACCCGGUGGAGAAGGCGUUGUUCCGACAGUUCCUCCGGGUAACACCUGACACGUCCGUUGGCCGAGUGUCCCACAUGCUCUGCAAGGAGGACUUUGUUGUCUGCGUCCACGCAGAACGCAUGUCUGAUUCAGGUGGAGUGAUGGAAUCUCACGAGGUGGUGGAUUGCAUUGUGACACCAGUCGACCUUCUCAGCCUUAUCGCCGAGAAAGAGGCUUCGCACACAUCGUCAAACCAUUCCGGAGGGACUGCCAAGUCAGUUUGAACAGCUGCUGCUGCUGCCAGCUCUAGUCGGGAACAAGUUUUCAAAGUCUGAGACCGUAGAAUGUGCUGAAAAUAAACUUGCAGUAAAUCCUAUUUUAAAAGGUUUCUCGAGUAUAUAGAAUAUUUAGACUGACCUAUUAACAGGGUAAACUUAUUAAAAGUUUAAAAUUGUAUGUAUUGUUAGGUCAAGUGCUUAAUUUUUCAAACUUACCUAUGCUGCAAGAAAUUUUCUUAGCUGAGAUUUUCCUAAAGAGGGUUUUACUGUUUAUUUUUGGCAAACAAGAAUUCUUAAUCAUAUGCAUCAGUUUCUCAUUUAAUGGACAAUUGUUAAGACAGACACUAUAUUUCCAUACCUUCAAUUUUGUUAAUAUAGCUUUCAAACUCGUGACUGCAAACAUUUCCGUGUCGUAGAUUAUGUAUGGGCGGGGUUGGUACUUCUUGAAUAGCCUGUCUGUGCACUCAUAUCCAAGUGCUUCACUGUGUACACACGUGAAUAAUUCUUGCACACAUGCAUAAUGGUUAUCAAAAGAUAACAAUGGAUUUUGAUAACAAUGGAUUUUGAAGAGCGUUUGCUUAUCUUUUUUUCCCGCCCCUCUAAUAAGUGUGGGCAAAACGCAGCACUAAUAUUUACGAUACGCGUGAUAAAGAAAGCAACAGCCUAAGACUAAGCGUGUUGCAUUCAGUGAAAUCUUAUCAUUUAUGCGUUUAAUUCAACGUAGCUUAUUGUUUGUCAGAUUUAGGCGUCAGUUAUAUGUUGUGCGAUAAUGGCCCCCAUCAAAGGCAUUUGAGGGGAAACAGCCACGUGUUACGCUCACUGUUCUUUCUCUGACACUCGCUCUUGACAAGAUCACCAGAAUAAUCUGUUCACAACCUUUACGCUUGCUUUAUCCAAGAUGACAAUGUUUCGAUUUGUUGGUUGUGCUGCGACACAUUAUCCCACCAUGCCGCCCGGGCAAGUCACAAGCCGACAGUAAAGUUUUUACAUUGCAUGUUAAUAAGAUUUUCUACCAUUCAUUACAUAAACGUCCAAUUUAUAGAUACAAUUUUAUUAUAUAUUGAUAGAUAGUCAAAUAAUAAAAGCUGCCAUUUUUGGAAGUUCUAGGAAUGUAACUUGGGACAUUAACAUUGUUUCUUGUGGAGAAAUGUUAUUUAAUUAACUGAUGCUUGCUGGACAGUUUUUGGUAACGUAACCUGUCCGUUAAAUGAAGACACCGUUCUUUUUAACUGGCGUAAACCUCAAAUUAUAAUAACUUUUUGAGUAAAUCUGUUUAAGUUUAUUUUUUUGUUACUGACAUAAUUCUGUCUAUCAACUCUUAAAACUUAAUUGUUUCUUGGAACAAAAUGUGUUUUCUUUGCAAAUGUACCAACCGAGAUUUUUUUUCUAUUCGUGCACCAUGACCUUUAUUAUAAAAAUGUGGUCUUUAGUGACAUUUUGAUAAAGUUGUAUGCUGCACCUAUCAAGCUUCAAAUAGGACAGUGCAGUAUUGUAUAAUCACUCGGUAAUUUUCACUGGAAGUGGCAGCUUGUAUGUGCAGCCAUAUUUUUUGUCCCCACUUUAUUUUUAUUUUUCUUCUUUUCCAUGUAAGUAAUUGUGUUUUUUAAGUAUAUAAAAUGUUAAUUCAAUAAUUAACUUGAUUACAAUGGUUCAGAACUAAGUAACUACAUGCAGUUCCUACUUCCUAAUAAUCACAACGCUUCAUAAGUUUCAGCGUUACAUUGUAUUACAUUUAUUUUUAUUUACUGGCACUUAUAAUUUCAGACUUUUACACUGUUUAGAAUCAUUAGUUUAGAAUCAUAUGUACUGCCUAGUUUUUCAUUUAUCAGUUAUAAGUCUGAAAAAUGAAUUUUUUAGGGAAUGCAAAGAAAAUUAUCUUAAUAAGUGUUGUGAUGUUGAUAUUAUGAUGAACAUUCUAUUUUUAUUGUGUAAAUUUAUUAGUGGUGUCCUUUUUAAAGUGAACAGGGAUUUUUGACUUGGAAAAUAGUCAUGUUCAUUUUCUUGAAUUGUUGUUCUGUUCUCAAAGUUAGGUAAAUAAUUGUUUAUUGAAAGGCUCUAAUGUCUUAUAAAGUUUUAAAGGGCCUGUAUAAAAUCUCUUACAAUUAGAUAAACUAAAAUAUUCUGGUCAUUGUUUAGUGAUCUGAUUAUUUGGCUUUACUUUUAUCUAGCACAUGAUCUGUCUGGACUCUUCCAAAAAAUUCUUUAAUUUCCAUCAUAAUACCUAAGGACCUUUCAAAAACAGAAAAAAAAACUUGUACUGGAAUUCAUUUUUUUUUUUUUUUGACUAAUUACACAUCUUAAUGAGAGUGAUCCUACAAAAUAGAAUGGAAUUAUGAUGAUUAGGUUAACAAAACCCAGUCAUACUGGUGCUCAAAAAAAUAUUUUUUUAUAACUAUAUUUUAAUAGUAUUGUUAGUAUAUGGUACUUGUUUGGAAGAAUAGUUCACUUACAGAAUCAAAAUGAUCACAGUAUGUAAUUUUUUCAACAGACUCUAAUUUAAACUAUAACAUUCCAAUGGUUCCUUUGUUUUUAAGAGGAUCCACAUUGUUUUAAAACUAAUGAAACACUACUUUAGCUUAAUUUAGUCAUAUAUAUUUGAGUUUUUGAGUGUAGUUUUAGUUUUUGUAUGAAUUGGUUGCAUUUAUUUUUGAUAAUGCAUAGAACUUGAACAUUCCACAUUGUUUGCAUUUAUAUACCUGGGUUGUGUUCUGUUUCUACAUUAAGUUUUUUAUACUGUUACAUAUUUUUGAAUGUCAUUUUAAAAUAAUAUGUGAAUAAAUGGUUUGUGCAAAAAAAAAA